AUGCACGCCUUGCCAGCCCAAACGAUGCUAGCCAUCAAAGCUGCACUGGGGGUAACGCUCACAGACUGGGCAGGGACUCAGUGCACGUGCACAUUGGAGGGGCAGACUCCUGGCCCAGGCGCAUGGACCGGCGUCUACUGCAGCUCCAUGGGGGCUGUUGUGGGCAUCGACCUGAGCUCCAACCUCUUCCAGCGCCGCCUGAAUGUCUUUCUUUCUGCCGUUUCUGCCCUCAAGGCUCUCAAGAAUAUUCACCUGCAAUACAACUGGUUUUCCAGCUCCAUCCCCUCCUCCCUCGUCGCCCUCUCAGUUCUCUCCACCCUCAAGCUGAAUCGCAACUAUCUGACGGGCACAGUGCCUGCUUUCAAGACUACCCUCAAGGCCCUCAACGUGGCCAGCAACCUGCUCUCGGGCGCCUUCCCCGCCAUCUCCCUCACCACCUGCGAUGCCCGCUCCAACUGCCUCUCCAGCGCCACCAAUUGCGCCAAUGCUGCCGGCACGGCGCAACGGUUAUCCUCAGAGUGCAGCGUGUGUGGGUCCACCGAUGCUUCUGGCGUUCUGUGUGGAGGAGGGCUGUGCGCCCUUGAUGCCUCCGCCCCUGCUGCCUCCUCCACCCCCAACACGGACGGCCAGCCGCUGCUGCCACUGAGCUGCCUGGGAGUGCCCAUAGAUGCGGCCAUGGUGUUGGCGUUGCUGAGUGUGAAGGCAUCGCUGGGUGUCACAUUCACGAAUUGA
Molecule: messenger RNA, 732 nt
Organism: Closterium sp. NIES-65
Lineage: Eukaryota; Viridiplantae; Streptophyta; Zygnematophyceae; Desmidiales; Closteriaceae
Source: the annotation of a GenBank genome assembly